AUGUCUAGAUAUCACACCAAACACCAAAAAAGUAUCAGAUUAUCAAGGUUGCCAGCAUUGUCUUCUCCAAAUUCGUCACAAUAUAAAUGCUCCGUGGCUGGCUGUCAAGAGGCUUCUGAUAGCCCACCAUCUUUGAUUGCCCAUUUAAAAACACAUUUGGUUAAAGGAGAUCAAAUAUGCUGUCCAAUAUCUCCGUGUAAAAGUUUGUUCAAAAUAAAGUCCUCAUUUUCUUCUCAUUUGACACGAAAACAUCACAAUUGGACAAAAGACAGCUUCAAUCGACAAAGUGUUGAUGACAAUAUUACUUCUGAUUCAGAGUAUUCUGCAGUUGACAAUUAUCAGUUAGAUGAUGUUGACCAGGAGGGGUCUGUUGACAAUAUCGAUAUCGAUGAAUACGAUACCAUAGCAGAUGAAAAUGAUGAAGAUAUUAGUGUAGAAGAUUAUGAAAGUAAUUUCAUGACCAGCUUUGCUUUAUUUUACUUAAAAUUACAAGCUAAGCAAUUAAUCCCUCAGUCCACAAUUCAGUUCAUAGUCGAAGAAAUUGGCAAUCUGUAUUCUUUAGGUUGGAAAUAUAUGAGAAAAAUGUUAAAAAGGAAACUGGUCGAUCAAGGACUCUCCAAUGAUGUGGCAGAACAGAUUCAUUGA
Molecule: messenger RNA, 645 nt
Organism: Patella vulgata (common limpet)
Lineage: Eukaryota; Metazoa; Mollusca; Gastropoda; Patellidae
Exons: 2
Coding region: 1-645 (214 amino acids)
Source: RefSeq, a predicted model, not a curated record